Aphanomyces astaci is the source of this 1085-nucleotide messenger RNA. RefSeq lists its product as hypothetical. The record is from RefSeq and is a predicted model, not a curated record. Gene Ontology annotation, molecular function: calcium ion binding; medium-chain fatty acid-CoA ligase activity. Gene Ontology annotation, biological process: fatty acid metabolic process. Lineage: Eukaryota; Oomycota; Saprolegniomycetes; Saprolegniales; Verrucalvaceae. The transcript has 3 exons. Bases 63 to 974 code for a protein of 303 amino acids.
AUCGCCCGUCAGCAGCGCAAGUGACUUGAAUUGUUGGGAGCCACGAGCCCGUCCUUGUAAUCAUGCACUCGAUCCUAGCUCGCUCGUUGCGUCGCUCCGUCCGUCCUCAAGGUGCUUCGGCGGUGGCGAAGGCGUUCUCUACCGUCGGCGCCACGCUCGAGAAGGCAGUGGACGCGCUUCCGCAUCGUGAAGCUGUGCGCGCGUUCAACAAUGUCGACCGCGACGACGACUUGCGAUUCAGUUACCAAGAGUUUAACAACUUUGUCAACGAACUGACCAACGGGUUCUUGGAGCUGCAGUUCCAAAAGGGCGACACGAUCGCACUGUGGCUGCCCAACAACGCCGAAAACCUGGUCGCACAAUUCGCUGCCGCCAAGGCGGGGUUGAACAUCGCUGCCGUGGACCCGUCGAUCUCGACUGUCGACGAGUUGGCGUUCGUGGUCAAGGACAGCAAGGCUGUGGCGUUGCUCUUCGACCCCAAGAACAACGACAGUGACUCGACCGAUGUGGCUAAGCAAGUGUUUGCGAACCAGCCUUACGCGCGCGGCCUCCAGACGGUGAUCACGACCGCGAUCGACCCUGUACACGGCUUCCUCCAAUUCCGCCGCAUUCUCGUGAAUGCCUUGGAAUCGCACUAUGUCGAACAGCGCACAGCCCAAAUCGACGCCGCCGCGCCCCUCGUCGUCUCGUACACUCGCAAUAACGGUCAGACCCCGAUCCGCGGCGCUGCCUUGACCCAUGGCGACGUGUUGAAGCAGGCGAAAGACAUUGUGAACUCAGUCAAGUUGACUUCGAAUGACAAGAUCCUGCUGACUGACGUGCCCGCGGGCUUUGUGGUCGCGUCCGUGGCGGCAGCCCUCAAGAACUCGAUGGUGGUGUUGGCGCCGUCCGCGUUGAAGGAACAUGCCGUGAGCCUCGAGACGCCCAGUGUCGCAACAGACGCCAAGGCCGCCGUGUUCCAGCGCCUGCAAUAAAUAUCCUUGUCGAACAAAAUGCAACCUUGUCGCAGGAAUAAAGAAGAAUUCUUUGUCGUUGAUAAGAACCGAAUACAUCGUCGAAACAAAAACACGAUGGAAAGAAUACAA